AUGCAUCUCGCAACUCAUGUGAAUCCAGAAGAAGUUAUCGAACAACUUCGCAAUGACCCCGAAGAGAGCCAUCGACGGCACGUUUUCACCCUCAACGCUGUCGCAACCAGAACGGCAUAUUCCACUCGCUACGCAAGCAGCGAGGAGAUACCGAAGUUUAGAAUACCUCAGCUAGGGGCGUCGGCAGAAGCGGUGUAUCGUCUUUUGAGAGAUGAGCUGGACCUAGAUGGGAUUCCGAACUUGAACAUGGCGAGCUUCGUCGGCACUUUCAUGGAGCGCGAGGCCCAACAGCUGCUCGUCGAGAACAUCAGCAAGAACCUUGCAGAUGCGGACGAAUACCCUGCCCUGAUGGACCUUCAUGCCCGGUGUAUUUCGAUGAUCGCGAACAUGUGGCACCCUCGACCUGGUGAGCAGCCCAUCGGAACAGCCACUACGGGAUCCUCGGAGGCGAUUCAGCUAGGUGGCCUGGCAAUGAAGCGACGGUGGCAGGAAAAGCGGAGGGCGGAAGGGAAAGAUACAUCGAAACCCAAUAUCCUGAUGGGAGCGAACGCACAAGUGGCCCUGUUGAAAUUCGCGAGAUAUUUCGAUGUUGAGGCAAGGAUACUGGAUGUUUCUGAGAACAGUCACUACCGGCUUGACCCAAACGAUAUCAAGAAGAACGUGGAUGAAAAUACCAUCGGGAUCUUCGUAAUCUUAGGCAGUACCUACACCGGGCACUAUGAACCUGUCGAGGAACUAUCCAGAAUUUUAGACCAGGUGCAAGAGGAACACGGCUGGGAUAUACCUAUCCACGUUGAUGCAGCAAGUGGUGGCUUCAUAGCACCUUUCGUACAUGCAGGAGCCGGUGGUUCUAAGUGGGACUUCGAACUUUCCCGUGUCCACUCAAUUAACGUGUCGGGCCAUAAAUUCGGCCUUGUGUACGUUGGACUGGGAUGGAUCAUUUGGCGUGAUCGCGCCUAUCUGCCAAAAGACCUCAUCUUCGAGCUGCAUUACCUUGGAGGAACUGAAGAGUCAUUUGGCCUGAACUUCUCUCGCCCAGGGAUCCAGGUCAUCGGCCAAUACUACAAUCUCAUCCGCCUGGGCUUCGAUGGGUACCGCGAGGUGAUGGAGAACUGCCUGCAGAACGCUCGGUUGCUGAGCAAGGCUCUUGAAAGGACCGGAUGGUACGUUUGCGUUAGCGACAUCCACCGCAAAAAAGGCGAUUAUCGCUUCCGGGGUGUUGGCGAGAUCCAGCCGCACAGGCCAGGAGAAACCUCGGCGGAUUACAACGAAGGGUUGCCUGUCGUCGCAUUCCGGUUCUCCGAGCAAUUCAAAAAGGAGUAUCCAGACGUGAAACAGGAGGCCAUAAGCUUGCUGCUCAGAGCAAAGCAAUAUAUUAUUCCAAAUUAUCCGCUACCGCCUAAAACAGACAACAUUGAAAUCUUGCGCGUUGUCGUCCGUGAAAGCAUGUCAGGAGACCUAAUUGACAAGUUGAUAUCGGACAUAGUCGAAGUCACAGAGAGGGUGAUGACUUCCGAGCCCAUAGAUGUUGCAGUCCUUCAGAGCAGGCCGACCUCCCUCGCACGUCGUCAUGGAAGGCUGGAAACGAAGCUUCCCGCCAAAAAGAUCACUAAAGUCAAGGCUGGUGAAAAGGCCUGUCAUCCAAUGGCAAAAGGUGGCCAUCGUUCCGUGUGCUAA
This is a messenger RNA of Coccidioides posadasii C735 delta SOWgp, 1677 nucleotides long. RefSeq lists its product as uncharacterized. Gene Ontology annotation, cellular component: cytosol. Lineage: Eukaryota; Fungi; Ascomycota; Eurotiomycetes; Onygenales; Onygenaceae. Gene Ontology annotation, biological process: L-glutamate catabolic process. Gene Ontology annotation, molecular function: glutamate decarboxylase activity; pyridoxal phosphate binding. The record is from RefSeq and is a predicted model, not a curated record.